UAUGAGUACAAGAAUAUUUUUUGAAUUAUUAAAUGUUUAAUAAAAUUCUUUGAGCUCUUCUAUGAGAAGUUAAUUCACAUGUUAGUCUCAUGCAUCUCUUAAGGGCAAUCUUCCCCUUAUUUAAACCCCUCUUACCACCUCCCCCAUUCUCACUACACCCAUUUCUCCAACCAAGCAAUUAACCAUCUCUCUCUCUCUUUCUCUCUCUAAAAACUCGUUCGUGAUUUCUCUCUCCUCUUAUUAUUGCUAAUACAUCUCCUUUAGUCCUUUGAACACCUUUGAUAUACAAACAACCUAACUAAUACUUCAACUCUACUAAUUAUAUUACCAUUAUGAAUCCGGUAAGCAAUGCCGCUUUCAUAGCCAAAACCACCUCGGCCAACCACGAAGAAUUCUUCGCUAAGCGAUGUGUGUGGGUGAAUGGACCGGUGGUAGUUGGUGCUGGCCCUUCAGGGUUAGCAGUGGCUGCAGGGCUUAAGGAACAAGGUGUCCCCUUUAUCGUGCUUGAGCGAGCCAACUGCAUUGCCUCGCUAUGGCAAAUACGUACCUAUAACCGCCUUAAGCUUCACCUUCCUAAGCAAUUCUGUCAGCUUCCUAAUUUCCCUUUCCCUGAUGACUACCCUGAAUACCCUUCAAAAGACCAGUUCAUAAACUACCUUGAGUCUUACGCUAAGAAAUUCGACAUACAACCUCAGUUCAAUGAGUCAGUGCAGUCUGCUGAGUAUGAUGAAACAUGUGGUCUUUGGAGGAUUAAGACCGCUUUGGGUGCUGAUAACUGCACCAACAAGCGCGAGGUUGAGUAUAUAUGCCGGUGGAUUGUGGUUGCCACCGGCGAAAAUGCUGAAAAGGUGGUGCCCAAGUUUUUUGGGUUCCAUGAAUUUGGUGGUGAUAUUAUCCAUGCAUGUGAGUACAAAUCUGGUGAGCAAUACCGCGGCAAAAAAGUUAUGGUUGUAGGGUGUGGGAAUUCUGGGAUGGAAGUUUCUCUUGAUCUUUGUAACCAUGAUGUUCAACCCUUACUUUGUGUUCGUAGCUCGGUUCAUGUACUGCCUAAAGACGUACUGGGGAAAUCGACAUUCGAGUUGGCAAUGACACUAUUGAGGUGGUUCUCACUGCGUACAGUUGAUAAGAUACUGCUGUUUCUAGCAAGUUUAUUGCUCGGAAACACAGACAAAUACGGUCUAAAAAGGCCGGAAGUUGGUCCAAUGGAGCUGAAGAAUACAGAAGGAAAGACCCCAGUGUUGGACCUUGGUACAUUUGGUAAAAUCAGAUCAGGACAGAUUAAGGUUGUUCCUGGUAUCAAGAGAUUUGCCAGAGGUAAAGUCGCCUUUGUCGAUGGAGAGAUUCGUGAGGUCGAUUCCGUUAUCCUCGCUACUGGGUACCGCAGCAACGUUCCCCUAUGGCUGAAGGAAAGUGAUUUCUUUACCAAAAAUGGAUUCCCGAAAGCGCCAUUCCCCAAUGGCUGGAAAGGAAAUGCCGGAUUAUACGCAGCCGGGUUCACAAAACGAGGAUUAUCCGGUGCAUCAGAAGAUGCCAUCAGAGUAGCAGAAGACAUUGGAAAAAUCUGGAAAGAAGAAACCAAGCAAAAGAAGCCUCCUGCUGCUUGUCAUAGGCGGUGUAUUUCGCAGUUUUAAGAUAACAGCAGCAAAUACAACUAAAACUUGCGAAACUAAACAUUGUUCAGAUAACUUCAAAUUCUUUUUUUACUUCUUUUUUGUGGAUUUUUGUCUGAUUUAGGCAGUUGUUCAGUUCUGAUAAAACUACACAAAUCAGGUUGCAUAGACAUUUUAUUUAGGAACACAAAGCUCACAAAGCAGCCCUCUUCCUUAAAAGAACCCAGUCUCUAAAUAUUAGGGGCACCUUUUUGUAUAGAGGAAGAUGAGGCUUUUUACUUUUUUUUUUUAUUUAUUUUUCUCUUUACUGUGUGAAAUACCUUGGUGUAACAAUGAAAAAUUAUAAUCAAAUUUAUAAUUGCCUCUUAUACAUAAUAUAUUUAUUGGAGAACUUCAUUUCUAUCAGAUUCUUGAUGACCAGAUUUGAUAGUAUCAGACAUUCAGACUAAUAGAACUGACUUGACAUGAUUGACCGAACUGGCGAACUCGAUUAUAAAAGUUAAACUAAAUUGUAACCAAGAUUACAUGUGUUAUAAACGGAACUGCGGGAACAAAAACAGUAAGAACAAAGUUACCGAAAAAUAGACUGAGUCGCGGACUAUGUCGCUUUCUUUAGAACAUUCACGGCACUGCCCUGAAAUGGUGCAAGCAGUUCGUACUAAACCGGAUGUUCCCCAGGAUAAAACAGCCUUUCUCUAUUGUAAUUAUACCGGUGGAACUGCACAAAACCACCGGGCAACUAAA
Molecule: messenger RNA, 2354 nt
Organism: Chenopodium quinoa (quinoa)
Lineage: Eukaryota; Viridiplantae; Streptophyta; Magnoliopsida; Caryophyllales; Amaranthaceae
Product: probable indole-3-pyruvate monooxygenase YUCCA3
Exons: 3
Coding region: 333-1631 (432 amino acids)
Molecular function (GO): N,N-dimethylaniline monooxygenase activity; flavin adenine dinucleotide binding; NADP binding
Source: RefSeq, a predicted model, not a curated record